AAGGCAUGGCCAAGAGCAAUGCUCUGUCUGCCUUUCUGUGGCUUGAAAGUUAAAUCUCUAAUUGGUUCUAAGACAUUUGAGCUGCACCUAUUUCCCAGGCAGUGUGGCCCUUUGAGACUUAGUGAAGCAGUGGGUGACAGCAUAGUCAGAGCAUAUCUGGCCUGGCAGUUGUGGCCUCCUUGUUCAAGUGUUAUUCCUUGGAGUGGGGAGAGCAAGUGCUGAUAGGGCAGAGAACAAGGGAGAGGGGCCUCUGCUUCUUUUCAGUGCUAUUGGCUGGUUUUGUUUUCUGGCAUCUAUGAGACUUGAGCUUUGGAGACUAGCCAUCGAACAUCCUGUUUUCACUGAAUUUGUCUCUGUUCUUCGCAGUCUCUUCUCCUUUCUUCUGGUUACAGAGUUGCUGCAAUAGCACCAAGGUAUGUUGGAUUUUGAAUGAGUGAAACAGGGGAUGUAUUACAGGAAAUAAGCAACAUGAACAUGCUUUCCCAUGUCAGAGGCCUUGGCAGCAGGUUCUGGUGCUAUUCUGAGAUGUCAGCAAGCCCUGAAAGAGGUAGCAGUAUGCUGUUCUGCAUUUCUAUCUAGUCCAGGAAUCCUGCAUAGAGAUUCCAGAUAAACAAGAGCCUAUGAGGACUUGUGCCUCCCUCCUCCCUCACAGAUGGAAGGCUCCAAGGAAAAAAUCAUUCUGAAUAUUGGGGGAGUCAGAUACGAGACAUACAGCAGCACCCUUCAGACCUUCCCAGGGACAAAGCUGUGCAGCCUCACAGAACCCCAUGCCUCAAGCAUCUACGACUAUGAUCCCACCACCAAAGAGUUCUUUUUUGAUAGGAGCGCUGAGAUCUUCAGCUACGUGUUGAACUAUUAUAGGACUAAACAUUUCCACUGUCCUAUUGACACCUGUAGGUCAGUCUUGGAAGAAGAGCUGGCUUUCUGGGAAAUCAAUGAGGCACAGCUAGCAUCCUGCUGCUGGCUGAAGCUGAAUAACAGAGAGGUGCAGCCAGAAGAGUUUAACAUUUUGGAUGAAAAUGAGCAGACUGAUGACCAGUGCCUCAUAGUCCAGACAGAAAGAAGGGAUCUGAGCUGGCGAACCAGAUGGCAGCCAAAGAUUUGGUCUAUGUUUGAAAAACCCUUUUCCUCUUUCAGUGCUAAGUGCUUGGCUUUUGUUUCUCUGCUGUUCAUCGUUGGAAUUGUCAUCGUAUUCUGUGAGGAGACCAAGGCACAGUUUGAGUUCUUUACUGCUAACUUCACCUCAGUUGGCUAUUCUGAGGUCUCCCACAAUGACCAUGAACCCUAUUACCACCAGGCUGCCUACUUGCUUCAUCUGGAGCUUUUCUGUGUCCUCUGGUUUACUUUUGAGUUCUCUGUGCGAUUUUGUUUCUGCCCAGACAAGAAGUUGUUCUUCCAAAAUCCCCUCAAUGUGGUUGACUUCCUCUCCCUCUUCCCAGUUUACAUUGAACUCUUCGUGGCUGGGCAGAUUCAGAGAGUGCCAAGCCUAGGGCUUUGGUUGGGCUUCGUUCGAGUUAUCUAUCUCCUCAAACUCCUGAAGAUAUCCAAGCUGAUAGAAACGCCACUGAUCCUCAGGGUUCUGUGCUACACCCUCAAGUCUAUCCUCAGAGAGAUUUGCAUCCUGCUGAUGAUUUUGGCGUUUGAGACCCUCUUCUUUGGCUCUCUCUUUUUCUAUGGGGAGUUGCUGGGUAGCCAUCCCUCCUACACGGGGGAGCUGCACUUCACUGACAUUCUUGUUUGCUUCUGGUGGGCUUUGAUCACACUCACUACAGUUGGCUAUGGAGAUAUUAUCCCUCUCACCACAGCUGGCCAAGUGACGGCAGCCUUGGCAGCAGUAUUUGGCAUGUUAACUAUUAUCAUCCCAAUACCCAUUUUCCUGGUGAAGUUUAAAACUUAUUAUGACAUUGCUAUCUUCAAACAGAAGCUGAAAAGAAACAAGAAACUUUAACACUUCAGAAGCUCUGUUCCCCUUUUGCCUUUAGCAGUAAACCUUCAGCAUGGUUUAUUCCCUUUGGUGGACAAUGGAGUGACAAUAGUUCAUACUGCAUUUACUUGCUGCCUUAGCAUAUCUCAAACUAUUGGAGAGGCCUAACAUUGGAGUGCUUGGUACACAACUGAUCAGACCUGUCAAAUCCCAUAAGUCUUUCCCACAUUGUACCUCAUGCCGUGCUCUUACAUGUCACAGUUUCUCUCUCUCAUCUAGCUGUUCAGGGACACACCUGUGAUCAUAGAAUUAUAACAGUUAGGGUUGGAAUGGACCUUAAGAUCAUGUAGUUCCACCCUCCCUGCUGCUACAUUAUAGCAGCAUUGUAUGAUUCCAUAGCCUGAAUGUGCACCACAUAGCCCAGUUCCAUGACCUGGGGCCACAGCAUAUUCUCUCAGCUGCCAUACAACCCGUGGUACUAGCUGUGUCCUCCAUCGACAGACCAUAGUCUCAUUCUGCAUGCUGGGAAAGAAGAUCUGAGCACAGCCCUGCUCUGACAGCGAGGAGGAAGCACUUCCAAGUUGUAUUUUUUAGCAGUGUUCUAUUUCCUCACUUUACCAAGCCAAGCCAGUACACCUGACCUGCCUGCGCUCACACAUGGGUGGAAGGAAGGCUGCAGGCUGCUCUGUGGUCCUUAGAGCCAGCACUGUUUGAUAACCUGCUCUGUGGGCUCACAGGAAUUGCUGUGGCAUUCGAGUAGCAUCAAGGGAGCCCUCUGACAGCAAAUCCUUCCUGGCUCUGCUGAAGUCAAUGGCAAGCUUUCCUUGGCCUCAGUGAGAUUAAAAUUUCAUUGGACACUUCCAUUGGAUCAACACAUUCCAACAAUUCUGGGUUUUUACGUAAAAAUGUGACUAUUACCCAAAAUACCUAUGGUUUUUGCUCUUCAAAAGGAAGAAUGGAAUCUACACUACUCAAUACAGAUCUAAUGUCAUUUACUUUCUUAAAGCAUAGAUAUAAGGAAUAUUUAUCUUUUAACUGGAUAGUCUUACUUGUUACCUUUGUUUGGUUUUGAAAUAACAAACAUUGUUGAGGUAUGAGAACAAACCACAUCCCACUGUUUCUAUAGCAGGAUGAUGUGCUAAGGUUAUUUUGUUUAGUAAGUAAAAAUUGCUGUAUCCAAUAACAUUUCUGUAUUGAAAUUUCAUUAAGGUUGUAUUUUAACUGCAAUUUUGAUUAAGUUUUGUCUGUCA
Molecule: messenger RNA, 3174 nt
Organism: Pezoporus flaviventris
Lineage: Eukaryota; Metazoa; Chordata; Aves; Psittaciformes; Psittacidae
Product: potassium voltage-gated channel subfamily C member 3-like
Exons: 4
Coding region: 653-1948 (431 amino acids)
Biological process (GO): potassium ion transmembrane transport; protein homooligomerization
Cellular component (GO): neuronal cell body membrane; dendrite membrane; axon
Molecular function (GO): delayed rectifier potassium channel activity; protein binding
Source: RefSeq, a predicted model, not a curated record